CAGUAUUGGAGCACGUGUAACUGUCAAUAUUGUCAGUGUCAGUCGUCAAAAUUUUUAACCAAUUUUCACUAUUUUUCGAAUAAAUAAGAUGGUUCAUCGUAUGGAAGCUGAUUCUAAGUAGAUUCCGUUUUAUAAGAGAACUAAUUAAAGGUGCUAGUAAUUCGACGAUCGAAGAAUUGAAAAUUACUAGAAAUAAAUUAAAAAAAGUACGAAGAGACUGACUCUUUCAAGAUGAAUAUUCGAUGCGCUAAACCCGAAGAUCUCAUGAACAUGCAGCACUGCAACUUGCUCUGUUUACCUGAAAAUUAUCAAAUGAAAUACUAUUUUUACCAUGGUCUGAGCUGGCCACAACUUAGUUAUGUAGCCGAGGAUGAAAAAGGUAACAUAGUCGGUUAUGUCUUGGCCAAAAUGGAAGAAGACCAAGAAGACCUGAAACACGGCCACAUAACGUCAUUAGCCGUGAAAAGGUCGCACAGACGAUUAGGAUUAGCUCAAAAAUUAAUGGACCAAGCCUCUGAGGCGAUGGUCGAAUGUUUCGAUGCAAAAUACGUAUCGCUACACGUUAGAAAAAGCAAUCGAGCUGCCUUGAAUUUGUAUAAAAAUGCUUUGCGAUUCGAAACCGUCGAAAUCGAACCAAAAUAUUAUGCAGAUGGAGAAGAUGCAUACUCCAUGCGAAGAGAUCUUUCCGAAUUUUCUAGAAAAGCCAAACCUAAGGCUGAAUAUAAGAAUGAGUAGUGUAAUUAUUUUAUAUAUUUUUUUUGUAUAACGAAUGAUAAAUAUACCGAAAAAAAUAUUUUGUUGUUUAUUAAAAUGCUUGUCUUUGUGUUACA
Messenger RNA from Psylliodes chrysocephalus, 830 nucleotides. Lineage: Eukaryota; Metazoa; Arthropoda; Insecta; Coleoptera; Chrysomelidae. The record is from the annotation of a GenBank genome assembly.